UCACAUACUGCAGAGGCUGAAGUCCUUUUUCCGAGUCUGAGAGAAAGGUUGGAAAUGAUCCAGGUCUAGUUUUGGAAGCCCAUCUGCAUUCGCCAACUAAGUUGCGUGUCUUGCCUGCAUGGUCUAGACUAACUAGAAUUUGCUCUGUCCCUUAGGUCAGCUUUUGCGCUCGAGAAGUGCAUGAUAGUCUUGGCUGUCGCUGUGAGUUUGUUCCCCAUCUGACUGUCUAUAGCUGUUUCACUUUGGUAGCGUCAAAGGAGCAUGGCUUAGCAACACGGUACAUGUCCUUUUCGCUCAGUACACGGUGGUAGAAAGCUCUUGUUGAAUGUUGUAGUAUUACUAAGCAAGUGACUGCUGUAGCGGUGUGCUCCCUACGGUCUGCACUGCCAUCAUGGCCUUGGAGGCGAUGGAUGAUGUCUCAACAUUGUCAGGAAUAACCCUGACGUUCCAGUGUGGACUGUACCGCGAUAAGCAAAUGCUCGUUCCGACCACCAUGCAGAGUCUCAGGCAGCAGGCGCUGGUCUUCUUGGCACGAAAGUACCCGGAUCAUCCAUAUAUCAAUCUCUCCGCCAGCCUGAGCUACAGCAUCCUGUCAGCUGAUGGGGCUUCCCCUGACAGACUAAUCGCCUCUGUCAAGGACCUCUACGAAGACUGCGUAGUCAACAUUUCCUUGACUAAUCGAGCACAGACAAGCCGGCAAGUUAUCAACCCUCACAGGCUGUCCGUGAAGUCCUACAAGUCUCCGGCUUUCUGUGACUACUGCGGGCAGAUGCUGUUUGGUCUCGUACGUCAGGGUCUGCAGUGUGAAGGCUGUGGUUACAACUUUCACAAGCGGUGUGCCUAUCGUAUACCAAACAAUUGCCCCGGCGUAAAGCGCCAGCCCAAGACACCGCGUCGCUUUUCCAAGCACCGCAGCGACAAGUCUGAAAGCUCACUGCACGUAGCGAGUAUCUCGCACAGCUGCACGCUACCGUCACAGGCAAGCGUCGACUCGGUGAUGAGCCUGCCGGCCAAUCAUCGUCGCAACUCUCUGCCGCGCCAGCCCAGGUCAUUUGAUCACGAGUCCUUGCAAUCGGCACCGGUGGGCCCGGCCACCUCGCCCAGCCAUGGCCACGGCAAACCGCCCAAGCGCUCCAACUCCUGGUUUGGCCGGCCGGUGUGGAUCGACCGGGAGAUCGCCAGUCGGCGUGACUGCGAAGUGGAGGUUCCUCACACGUUUGUGUUGCACAACUAUAAGCGACCUACCAUCUGCAUGCUGUGCAGGCGACUUCUUAUCGGUCUUAUUCGCCAGGGAAUGCAGUGCAAAGAUUGCAAGUACAACGUCCACCGGCACUGCGCUAACCGUGUGCCGAAAGACUGUCAAAGUCAUAUCCUGGAUGAACUGCAGAGUCGAGGUCAGUCGGAAAUGGGCCCCGGCGUACUGGUGGGCGAUGCUGAGAACGGGUCCAGCCCGUGCCACGAACAUGCUCUGGAUGAGCUCAUGGACCAUGACGAUCAUCAUCCUGCGGCCGAGGGCAAUGGCAAUGCCGAGAACUCAGAAGGAAACAGUGUACAUUCGGUUGCUGUCCGUCGGCAUUCUCACGACUCUGAACUCUCGGCUAACAUUCCGCUCCAGAGGGUGUAUGUGUCCGUCCCGAAGAAUGGCAGCAGUCGCCACUCAACCAUCAAGGAAGGAUGGAUGGUGUGUUUCUCGACGCUGAAGAAAGUGAGAGAGCUGUAUUACUGGAAGCUGGAUAGUCGACAUCUGUACAUGCUGCACUCACCGGAUGAAGCAGAUGUGGCGCAUGAAAUCCCCCUGUCCAACAUGCUUGUCAUCAGCGUCCCCACCAAGGCCGAGCCAAUCUCGCCCAACACGACAGCCCACUGCUUCGAGAUCAAGAUUCAGCGGGAGGGUGUCUACUACAUAGGCGAGAAGGGCGCACCUGAGAAGAGUAGUAUCCACAGCAACAAGAACUACGUCUUCCCGGAAGAUUGCGGGGUGUCCAUGAAGGAUGCGUUGGCUCAAGCAGUCGGUGAAAAGCGCUGCAAGCCAUGGGAAGAGGCCAUCCGUGGUGCAUUCAUGCCGGUCACGCCCAAGCCCAGCAUCAAGACAGUGGUCAGUGUCACCGAGUCUACAUCCAUAGUUGAUAAUGAUGAAUUCACUGGCCAUGUUGAGCCUGGUCCACCCGGUGAGCCUGCGCCAAUGUUCCGCCAGUACAAGUCUUCAACUCUCGAUAUCUGCGACUUCUAUCAAAUAUUCUCAGACGAGUGUCUUGGAUCAGGCCAGUUUGGUGUGGUCUAUGCUGGUGUUCAUCGAAAGUCGGCGAGACCGGUGGCCAUCAAGGUCAUUGACAAGCUGCGCUUCCCGUCCAAGCAGGAGACUGCGCUAAAGAACGAAGUGGCUAUUCUCCACACACUGAAGCACAAUGGUGUUGUCAACCUGGAGAGGAUGUUCGAAACACCCGAUCGUGUCUUUGUUGUUAUGGAAAAGAUGGAAGGUGACAUGCUGGAGAUGAUCUUGCGCCACCCGAACGGCAGACUGGAGGAACGUACUACACGCUUCCUGAUCUUCCAGAUCCUGAAUGCUCUUCAGCAUCUUCAUUCCAAGAACAUAGUGCAUUGUGACCUGAAGCCGGAGAAUGUCCUGCUGCGUGGCAAGUCCAGCUUCCCGCAGAUCAAACUGUGCGACUUCGGCUUUGCCCGUAUCAUCGGCGAAAAGAGCUUCCGCAAGUCGGUGGUGGGCACUCCGGCUUAUCUAGCUCCGGAGGUUCUGAACAACGAUGGCUACGAUCGCUCAUUGGACAUGUGGUCCGUGGGCGUCAUCAUCUAUGUCAGCCUGAGCGGAACGUUCCCUUUCAACGAAGAUGAGGAGAUUGCAGAGCAAAUCCAGAAUGCCGACUUCAUGUAUCCGAAUGAUCCGUGGGAGCAGAUCUCUCGAGAUGCAUCUGGCUUGAUCAACCUCUUGCUGCAAGUCAAUAAGAGCAGGCGCUGCACGGCAAGGCAAGCAUUACUACAUCCGUUCCUCACGAGUCCGAACACAUGGCAAGACUUGCGCCAGCUGGAGAUGGACAUUGGCGAGCGUUACCUGACUCACCCGUCCGAGGACAAGUUCAUGCAGCAGGAAGCGGCCAAGCUAGCAGCAGCGGCGGCGGCGACAGCUCAAGUAACUGUAGCUGCAUCCCCGUGUGGAGAUAAGACACUGGUCGCUGGCUACCAAGCUCCCGUCGUCAUGCAGAAUGGCAUUAGCAAGGAGGCCAUGGCCAGCAUGGCCACUGUUGCGCUGCCUACAGAUCGUGUCACAACUACCAUUGAAGAAUCAGCAGAACUGGCAGUGAACUAACCUGUGCUAGGCUGUGUUCGUGUCAUGAUGUCAUGAUGUCAUGAUGUCAUGAUGUCAUGAUGUCAUGAUGUCAUGGUGUCAUGAUGUCAUGAGCAAAUCGUACUUGACGUUGACCUGUGUUACCACCUGUUAUGAGGACGGCAAUGCAGCCAUCAUGACGAUAGGCGUCAUAUUCUGACCGCUGAGCAGACGGUGGAUGAUGCAGUGCACUCCUUGCCGCUGAGGUUGAUGUGACGUGAUGAUGAUCUAAUGGCACUAACUUGCUAACACCCUCAGCAGAGCGUGCGUGGGUGUGUAUGUGUGUACAUGUGUGCAUGUGUGUGUACGUGUGUGUAUGUGUGUGUGUGUGUGUGCACGCACACGUGCAAGAGAGUGAGUGCAUGAUAAUCUGUAUGUAGGUAUUUUGCAUAUGAAAGCCCUCGGCAAACCAUAUAGGGCUCUGAAUCGCUGCUGCUGCCGCCUUUGCCGCUAUUGUUCCUCUGACCAUGAACUGCUAAUUAAAGUUAACCAUGUGACCAGGUCAUUCUGUUCUCUUGAUCUUAGCCUGCUUACUCUCACACUAUAUAGUCACUACUCGCAGGACAUGGCCAUGCAUGUAUUGCUAUGCUAAUGCCGGCUAAUCACUCUUUCCUUCUGAACUUGAAAUCACCAAUAAUUCAUCUCGGUAGUUCUUAGUGGACGCCCACUUAAGCAUAUAUCUCGCGGUCUCGUGUGCAGUCCCAUGGUGCAUUCAUGCCUGUCGCAAGCAAGCCUGUGUUAUGGCAGCAUUCUGUGUCUAGUGGUGUGCUGUGUAGUGUGUAGUGUGGUGUGUGGUGUACGGUGUGGUGUAUGGUGUGGUGUGGUGUGGUGUGUACUGGGAGGUGUGCGGUGUGGUGUAUGGUGUGGUGGGUAGCGGUGUAGUGUGUGGUGUACUGCGUGGUGUGUGUGUGUUGUAUGGUACGGUGUGCGGUGUGUGGUGUAUGGUACAGUGUGAGGUGUGGUGUAUGGUACGGUGUGUGGUGUGGUGUACUGGGAGGUGUGGUGUAGUGUGAACUCAGUGUAGUGUGUAGUGUGUGGUGUGUAGUGUGUAGUGUGUGGUGUAGUGUACUGGGAGGUGUGGUGUAGUGUACGGUGUAUGGUACGGUGUGUGGUGUGCUGUUGGUUUCUUCCUAAUACCGUACUUGUUGCUUUUAUACGAAGUAGUGAUGUGGAGUGCGUACCGGUACCGCCAGUUCUAUCUGUUGCUCUUGUUCUAUUUUUCUACCGCUAUAGUAUUAGUCGUUGUACCCCUAUAUAUUAUUACAACACUUGUCUACGAUGUCACCGUGUUUUGGCCAACGUUAACCUGCGGUGCUAAUUAUUUACUGUCCUGACAGUGCCAAUGUA
Molecule: messenger RNA, 4684 nt
Organism: Sycon ciliatum
Lineage: Eukaryota; Metazoa; Porifera; Calcarea; Leucosolenida; Sycettidae
Product: serine/threonine-protein kinase D2-like
Exons: 17
Coding region: 392-3319 (975 amino acids)
Biological process (GO): protein phosphorylation
Molecular function (GO): ATP binding; protein kinase activity
Source: RefSeq, a predicted model, not a curated record